Molecule: messenger RNA, 3123 nt
Organism: Caenorhabditis angaria
Lineage: Eukaryota; Metazoa; Nematoda; Chromadorea; Rhabditida; Rhabditidae
Source: the annotation of a GenBank genome assembly
AUGUCUCAAAAUCGGAGGUUGGUUUUUAAAACAAAAAUUUUGUCAGGGAAAAAUAACCGGUAUACAAUUUUGUUGACAUAAAAAUAUUGCAAAUAUGGAAACAGUCUUCUCGAGUUUUUUUUAAAUAAAUUAAAAAUGAUGUUUGAGUGAAAGUUUUAUGAUUUCUCGCUCCAGAAAACAUUGAUAGCUGUACAUUUUUUUCUAGACACAUAUUUUGUUAAUUAACAUUUUGCUUAUCAUUUUUCAAAAAUUUCAAAAUUUAUUGCGAAAUUUCUAAUUUUCGCCACGCUUUUUCUUUCCUUUCCCCUAGAAAAAAUGCAAAAUUGAAAAGUGAGCCCAUUUAGGGAACGUAUUUUGUUAUUUUGUCUUGUUUCGGUCUCGAAUGUCCUUCGGUUUUGUUUUCGUUUUGUUGUUGUUCCACUAGAGAAAAGGGGUGAAAAUAGACAUAGAGUAGAGAGAUGAAAAAGAAAAACGAGGACGGCCGGAGCUUUUCAUCGAUUUUUUUGGUCGGCGCGCACAUACAUCUCGUUUGAAUUCAAUUUUUCAUCAUCAUUAUUAUUAUUAUUAUUAACCUUAUUCUCAUUUUUACUCAAAAUUUAUCAUAUCUUAUCAAAUUAAAAAAUUUCGGAGUUCUCAAAAGUUUAAAUUUUUCAGAAUGAGCAACGUUGGUGAGCAAAUGUCGAAAGCGGCUGAAAGUGCGCGAGAAACUGUGGCGAAGGUCGGCGAAUCGGUUACCGACUUCUUUCAAGGAAACCCUUUCACAACGCCGGUCGGCAAAAAAAUUGGUGCGUUUUGGGUGUUCUUGGGUGGUCUAUUGGUUUUACUGCGCAUCUUUUGAUGUCUUCGGAUGUGCCGCUUUAUGAAUGAAGGAUUAGAACAAAUAGGCAAUUGCGUUUUGAGAACUUUGGAAGAAAAUGGUUUUAUUUUGAGGGGAUUUCCUGGCAAUUAUUUUGUGGUUAUAAGAAAUCUAUAGAUUUUUUUCCAAAAAAUCCAGAGUUCGUAUAUAUUUUCAAACAUGUAUUUCACAACUUCUUUUUUUACAAAAAAAAGUUCUGAUAACGCUGUCAUGGCAACGUAUUUUUCCCAAAACUAAAACCGUAUAGUGGAAUAAUAUAAUUCAGCCGUCCAUUUUCUGCUAAAAAUAUAAUUAAGCGAUGAAAAAACCAAAAGCAUAAUUGUUCUGGUUAUAACGCAAUCCACUUAUUCCGUUCUAAAAACUUCUACAUUUUCAUCCAUUCAAAACGUAAAGAGGAAGAAAAUAUGUUGAAAUAACCGGUUCUUCGAUUCAGGACAUGAAUUGAAUGACACGUCGACUUCUGUGUAUGUGUGUGAAAAAUAACAAAACAAAAAAAAGAUGAUGAGAUGAGAUGUGGUUAGAAUUGGGGUUAGAAAAAUGUCAGGAUAUUUCGGUUUUGAGGGACAAAAAUAAAACAAGAGAAAUAGAGAGAGAUAAGUUUUUUAUUUUCAGAACUCGCCACUGAUGCCAAACUUCUUGCUACUGAAAAUUGGGGAUUGAAUAUGGAAAUCUGUGAUUUCAUCAACAGCCAUGAAGACGGGUAAGAUUUUUUGAUUUAUUCACGAAACAUAGAACAUUUAGACUUCAGAAGACACUCUAUGGGUAACAUUUUAACUAAAAAAAAUAGGGUUCUGGAAAAAACUUCAGAAUAUCAAAAAUCAAAAAUAGCUUGUUUCCAUUAUAAAAAAAUAGAGAUCUGAAUAAUUAGGAAACCAUCUCAAAUUUCAGACCACGCGACGCAAUCCGUGCAAUCAAAAAACGUCUUCAUUCAUCAAUGUCCAAAAACAAUGCAAUCGUUAUGUACACGUUGACAGUUCUUGAAACCGCCGUCAAAAACUGUGAUGGUCAAUUCCACGAACUUGUCUGCAACAAAGACUUCAUCCUUGAUUUUGUUCGUCUUGUUGGCCCAAAAUACGAUGCUCCACCAAUUGUUCAAGAAAGAGUUUUAGGAUUGGUGCAAGCGUGGGCUGAUGCAUUCAAAAAUGAUCCAAGAUUGAAUGGAGUUGUUCAAGUUUAUGAAGAUUUGAAAGCAAAGGGAGUUGAAUUCCCAGCUGCUGAUUUGGAUAGCUUGGCACCAAUCAAAACACCGAAAAGAGUGAGUAUUUGAAUGGAAUUUAUUGAUGUUGUAUUGUGUAUUGUGUUGUAAUUUUUUAGACAGUAUUCACUCAACCAUCUCCAUCGAUUUACGAGCCACCACCAGUGACGACACCAUCGGUAUUGUGUUUGUGAAAUUUUUGAGUAUAAGAAAAAAGUCUUCGGAGAUUAUUGGAAAAUUAUAAUUAUUUCAAGAUUUUUAGUCAUUUUCAAAUCGUUUUGAACAGAACCCCAGCUAACCUUUCUUGAUUUUCAGACAUACGAUGUUCUCACAAUCCGUGAACAAGGUCAAGAGCCAAUCGUUGCCACUGCUGAACAACUCACCAAACUCCGAUCCGAUCUCGAUGUUGUCAACCAAAACAUCAAAGUCUUCCGUGAAACUCUCACUGGAAUUGUUCCCCGUCAAGAAACCGCUGAAGAACUUCAACUUCUCACUGAUCUUCAUACAACUUGCAAACAAAUGCAAGCACGGAUUUUGGAUUUGAUCAAAUAUGUGAGCAAUGAGGAAGUCACUUGUGAGUCUUGAAGAAAGCCUUGAUUUCAAGUGAAGAAUUUUAAUCGUUCCAGAUGAAUUGCUCAUGGUCAAUGAUUCGUUCAACAGUGUUUUUGAAAAGUACGACAGAUUUAUCGCAAAUCGCGAGAAUCCUAGUCAAAAUUUGAUUGAUAUUGGAGAAGAUCAACCACUCGCACAGCAACUUGCACAAAUGAGUGAGUUUCUUGUAAAUCACACGAGCAAAACUGAUAUCUGAAAAUUUCAGAAGUCACUGCCGCUAGUGCCGCCAAUGGAGCCACCAGCUCAGCAACUCAAGAUGCAUACAAAGCCAACGCUGAACCUCAAACAGAUGUUGGUUUGGCGACUGCUGUAAAUAAUAAAAUUCCAUCUGAAACUGAAGCUGCUGAAAUGGAACAAUGGUUGGAAACUCAAAAAGAGACUAGUGAGUUAACUUGUUUUUUGGAAGUGGUAUACUAACUGAAUUAUAUUUUCAGAACCAUCGGAGAACGAUAAGCUUUGA